Capronia coronata CBS 617.96 is the source of this 3042-nucleotide messenger RNA. RefSeq lists its product as uncharacterized. Gene Ontology annotation, biological process: double-strand break repair via homologous recombination; protein deubiquitination. The transcript is spliced from 6 exons. Lineage: Eukaryota; Fungi; Ascomycota; Eurotiomycetes; Chaetothyriales; Herpotrichiellaceae. The record is from RefSeq and is a predicted model, not a curated record. Bases 1 to 3042 code for a protein of 1013 amino acids. Gene Ontology annotation, molecular function: ubiquitin binding.
AUGGCCAAGAAGAAGCGCCAGAGGAUCAGCUACGUCCUACCACUGGCCAGCACGCCAGGAGGUCACCGACUGGGAGUGAACGGAUUGGCGUUCGAUGACGACCGCAGUAUCUUAUAUACCGGUGGCCGCGAUGGAGUCGUGUGCGCCUGGGACCUAGACCUCGAAGCGCAGAAGAUCAGUUCCGGGACCGAUGCAGCGAGGCAGAAAAAGAGCACCGUCACCUUCCGCAAACAGGUGCAGGCACAUACACAUUGGGUGAACGAUAUUGUUUUGGUCAAGAACAACUUGGGCCUGGUGUCAGCGUCUUCAGACGUUACAGUCAAACUCUGGCGACCUCAUGGCCACGAGACCGCGCAAGCGUACACCAUCGGCUCCCACAGCGACUAUAUCAAGUGUCUGGCUGUCCCGGAUCGCACCUCUGACUGGGUUGCGUCCGGUGGCUUGGAUCAUAAGAUCUGCCUGUGGGAUCUCAGCGGAGCGGGAAAAACACUCGAGAUCAAUGUCAGCAGGGCCGAAGAUGUGGUCAAGGGCUCGGUGUACGCUCUUCGCGCUCGGGGGUCCAUGCUUGCCAGCGGAGGCCCGGAGGGCGUGGUUCGACUCUGGGACGUGAAUUCGGGCAAAGGCAUCACCAAGCUCGUCGGACAUACAGACAAUGUGCGCAGCAUUCUGAUCAGUGAUGACGGAGACACCUUGCUCACGGCCUCAUCCGAUCAAACCAUCAAGGUCUGGUCUAUCGCGGCCGGACGGUGCAUUCAUACCCUGACCAUGCACAACGACAGUGUUUGGUGCAUGUACUCCAACGACCCCAAUCUGGCCGUCUUCUAUUCGGGCGACAAGUCCGGACUGGUGGCCAAGACAGAUACUCGGAGGGCCAUGGAAAUCGACGACGGAGUGUCAGUUGCGGUGUGUCAGGAACAUGACGGCAUCGCUCGUGUCCUGCCCGUCGGCAACUCGGUCUGGACGGCGACUUCAAGCUCGAGUGUCAAUCGUUGGCUUGACGUGGAUACGGAACUCGACAUUGAAACGCCACCGACAUCGCCGCGUCAAGAGCGCGCCGCAAGUCUGGAGACGAGGACUCACUUGUCGCCAGAGCCUCCCGCCUCGCCGUAUCCCACUGCCAAUGGUAACAGUAACAAGCCGAGGAUCCCACACAAUGCAGUCCUGCGCAUAUCCAACACCGCUCCUCAUCCGGGCCGGAAGAAUUUGGGGCGACUUCCCAAUGUAUCUGCAACGAAUGUCAGAAAAGCCUCGGAAGCCAUGAUCACAGAUGAUCUGAGCCUUGUCGUCCCACUUCGAGGACAGCCGGCGGAGACCAUUGAAGGCCAAAACGGGCUGAUCAAGCAUGUCAUGCUGAACGACAAGAAGAGGAUCCUCACGUUAGACACGGCCGGGGAGGUGGUCCUGUGGGAUCUGCUGAAGUGCGUUCAGAUCAAGUCCUUUGGCCGCCGCCAUCUCGACGAAGUUGUGCCGGAGGUCAACACCACCGAAAGCGUAGCCAAUUGGUGCGCGGUGGACACCAAGACAGGGAAAAUCACCGUUAUGUUGGAAGAAAACUAUUGCUUUGACGCCGAGAUCUAUGCAGACGAGCUGGACCUGCCCAGUGACCUUGCUUUUCGCGAGGAUCAACGAAUCAAUCUCGGAAAAUGGGUACUGCGCAACCUCUUCGCGAAGCUAUUAGAGGAAGAGAUCGCACGCGACGAAGCCUAUCGAAGCACUCUCCGAACCCAUACGCCUCCUAGCCGCCUCAAUCGACCCGGUGCGCCCACCAGCAUCAUGAUGCCGGAGUCCGUGGGAAGCACCCCGAUGGUGUCUCCUGGAACUCUGACCACACCCCGUGCAUCCAACGGUCACACCUUCGUCCCUGCGACUCCCAGCUUGGCGAUUGGAGCGGCGACACCAGGCUUCGCACCGCUGACUAUGACAUUGCCUCCGACAGCGGAAGAAGAUACUCCGCAGCGAUAUACCAACGGUGCCUUGUCGUCGGUGCAGCCCACUCCCAGCGGCAUCGAGGGACAGCACGACUACUUCUCUUCCCCAAACGCCGGUGCUGCCAACCACAUCCAAUCCGAGACGUCUUCAGAGAGCAACAAGGUGCCCGUGACUCCUGGUGCCCUCGAGGGCGCAGCCAUGUCCACGCCGGCAUCACCUACCGAAGAGAGGAAGAAGGGCCUGUUUGGCAAGAAAUUCCCCAUGGCGUUUUCCAAAAAGGCCACCACCCGGACAUCGACGGAGGUCAAGCCGCCUGUAACGAUGGAGGAGAAGUCGGACACGGCGUCGUUCAAGUCGUCGGAAAAGGAAGAAAAGAUCAUCGAAGACAAUCUGUUCGGCGUGAUCCAAAAGAUCCGGCAAGAAUAUGAUGACCACCUGGAGUCCAAUCCAGACCAGCCUCUCCCGCCGGGCAUCACGCCGAGUCUGCCUGUCGAGACGCCCGUGUUGACACCGCCACCACACACGACGGUCAUUAUCCAGGAAGACAACCCAGAGUCUGGUGGUCUCGCAGACCAGUAUCGCGGCGAGAUAGGCGAUCUGGGCAACGAGGCCGACACGUUGGAGAAGAUCGCACCCAUGUGGUUGGGCGAUUUGCUGCUGAAGAACCAAAUCCCCUACAAAGACAGCGUCAAAGUCUCGUUCGUCCUCCACCCCUACGACAACCUCCUCCCGUCCAUCGCCUCGCCCGACGGCAAUGCUCGACUCAACGCCAACCGCAUGCUCCGCGCCAAGAAGAUCAUGGCCUACAUCGCCGAACGCAUCGAGGCCCCUGUACAUCACGAACACAAUCACAAUCACGAUGCCGAUCCUGAUCAACCGGAUCCAGAUGCGGCGGCAGACCUCAAGCCCGAAGAGUAUCUCGAGUUGUACUGUCAGGGUCAGCGUGUCGAUCCGAACACCACGCUCGCCACGCUCCGAGUGCACGUCUGGCGCACGGGCGGCGAUGUCGUCUUGUAUUAUAAAAGUAACGGGAGGAAGGAGCUGAGGUUGCCGCAUCCGUCCGAGGUGCCGACCAUAGAGGAGAGUGAGCAGCAUACGGGGGUUGUGAGGUGA